AUAUACAUGUAAGAAGAAGAAGAAGAAAAAUCAGUAAAAGAAGGGUAGAAAUUAGAAAUUAGAAAUCAGAAAACGCUGUGCAUGAACUAAAUCCACCAUGCAAAUGAUGUUUUCAAGCUCACCUUUUCUCUUCUUCUUCUUCUUGUUCUUCCUCUCUGUUACUGCGUUGAAUCAAGAAGGGCUUUAUCUCCAAAGGCUGAAGCAUUCGCUGUCUGAUCCCAACGGCGCGUUUUCUUCGUGGUCUGAGCGUGAUCUCUCGCCGUGUAACUGGACCGGAAUCGCCUGCGACGGCGCCGGCUCCGUCGUCUCCGUCUCCCUCUCCGGCGCUAAUCUCGCCGGCCCUUUCCCGGAUUUCCUCUGCAGCCUCCCCUCUCUCUCGUAUCUCAACCUCUCCAACAAUUUCUUAAACUCUUCGCUUCCCGUUUCCAUUUCGAAAUGCCGGAGCCUCACCCUCCUCGAGCUGUCGGAGAAUCUCCUCGGCGGCCCCAUUCCUCCCACCAUCGCCGACCUCCUUUAUCUCAGGCAUCUAGACUUGAGUAACUGCUAUUUUUCCGGGGAAAUUCCGGCGAGUUUUGGAAGAUUCCGGGCACUAGAGCAUCUUGAUUUAACUGAAAACCUGCUGACCGGUGGAAUUCCGGCCGUUCUGGGUAACAUAACGAGUUUGAAGUGGAUUGGACUCGCUUUCAACCCGUUUGCCCCGAGUCAACUCCCUUCCGAACUCGGUAACCUGAAAACUCUUGAAUAUCUAUGGCUUAGCGGGUGUCAUCUUGUGGGACCGAUUCCCGAGAGCAUAUGGAAGCUGAGUCGACUCACUAAUUUCGACGCGUCGAAUAAUCAACUCACCGGGUCAAUUCCGAGUACGAUUACCCAGAUGAAGAGCGUCGUCCAGAUUGAGCUCUUCAACAACUCCCUCACCGGAGAAUUGCCGGCGGCGGAGUGGUCUAACAUGACCGCGUUGCGGCGGUUUGACGUGUCCAUGAACGCCUUAACCGGGACGAUUCCGCCCGAGUUAUGCGAGUUGCCACUCGCGUCGCUAAACCUGUUCAACAAUCGACUCGAGGGUUUAAUUCCAGAGAGCAUCGCGAAUUCCCCAAAUCUGCGCGAGUUUAAACUGUACGGCAAUCGACUCGUUGGGUCAAUCCCGAGUCAACUCGGGGCCAACUCGGCGCUGCAAUUAAUUGAUUUAUCUUUCAACAAUUUAUCCGGGAGGAUCCCGGAGAGACUGUGUGACAAGGGCGGCUUAAACGAGCUUAUUCUGCUAAACAACUCUUUUUCCGGCCGUAUUCCGGCGAUUCUUGGCCGGUGCCGGAGUUUAACCAGGGUCCGGCUUUGCUCAAACAGGCUAUUUGGGGAAAUCCCCGCCGAGAUUUUCACUUUACCCCGAGUUUUCCUGUUAGACUUAAAAGACAAUGAAUUUUCUGGAAAUAUUUCAAGAACAAUAUCUGCUGCGAAAAGUCUGUCUAAUCUUCAAAUCUCCAGAAACAAAUUAUCAGGCUCAAUUCCCAGCGAAAUUGGGGAGGUAGUGAACUUAGUGAAAUUUCAGGCUAGUGAUAAUGAACUAGAGGGAGAAAUCCCAGGAACAAUGGUGAAUUUGAAGCAGUUGGCGACACUUGAUCUUAGUAACAACAAGCUCUCUGGGGAAAUUCCCAAAGGAAUUCAAUCAAUGAAGCAGUUAAGUGAUCUUAAUUUGGCUAACAAUGGGUUAUCUGGUGAAAUCCCAGAUGAAAUUGGGAGCUUGCCAGUACUGAAUUACCUUGAUCUUUCUAGGAAUUUCUUUUCUGGGAAAAUCCCAUUGAGUAUGGAGAAUCUCAAGCUUAAUACUUUUAACUUGUCGUAUAAUCAGCUCUCGGGCGAAAUCCCUCCGUUUUUUGAGAAGGGUGUGUACAAGGACAGCUUUCUGGGGAAUCCAGGUUUAUGUGAUCGUGCGAAUGGUUUGUGUUCUGGGAAACGUGAAGGGAAGCAUGAAGGGUAUUUUUGGUUACUGAGAACCAUUUAUGUAUUGGCUGGGAUUGUUUUUCUGGUGGGAAUUGUCUGUUUCAUAUGGAAGUACAAGAAAUUCAAGAAAAUGAAUAAAGGAGUGGCCUUAUCGAAGUGGACCUCGUUCCAUAAGUUUGGGUUCAGUGAAUUCGAGAUUCUUGAUUGCCUGGACGAGGCGCAUGUGAUUGGGAAUGGAGCCUCGGGGAAAGUCUACAAGGCGACACUGAGCAAUGGGGAGACAGUUGCAGUGAAGAAGCUGAGGGAAAGAGCAAAGAAGGAUAACGAAGGCUAUGGCGAUUCUGAGAAAGAUGAAUUCGAUAUUGAGGUUGAGACUCUGGGGAGAAUCAGGCACAAGAACAUUGUGAAACUAUGGUGCUGCUGUGAUGCUGGGGACUGCAAGCUCUUGGUUUACGAGUACAUGCCGAAUGGCAGCCUGGGCGAUUUGCUGCACAGCUGCAAAGGCGGCUCGCUGGACUGGUCUGCCCGGUUCAAGAUCGCCUGUGAUGCAGCCGAGGGCCUCUCCUAUCUGCACCAUGACUGCGUGCCGCCAAUUGUCCACCGAGAUGUUAAGUCGAACAACAUUCUGUUGAAUGAGCAUUUUGGUGCCAAAAUCUCGGAUUUUGGAGUGGCAAAGAUUGUUCAAAGAACCAACAAAGGUUGUCCCGAGUCCAUGUCCGUCAUUGCUGGUUCUUAUGGCUACAUUGCACCAGAAUAUGCAUACACUUUACAUGUGAACGAGAAGAGCGAUAUAUACAGUUUCGGGGUGGUGAUGCUGGAGCUAGUGACAGGGAAAAGGCCUGUGGAUCCCGAGUUUGGUGAGAAAGAUCUGGCAAGCUGGGCAUGUUUAACAGUGGACAAGAAAGGAGUUGAUCAAGUGAUUGAUCCCAGAUUGGAUUCCAGUUUCAAGCAACAUAUAUGCAAGGUUCUUGAUAUUGCUCUCCUCUGCAUUAGCCCUAAUCCGGUUAACCGGCCCUCGAUGCGCCGUGUGGUUAAACUGCUCCAAGAAUCUGAUGGGAAUUUCAGCCCAAUGACAGGGAAGAAAGACACAAAACUCUCUGUUGAGAAUUUCCCAGAAAUGGAACAAGUCAUGAAAGUGUAGAGCUUUAGGGAACAAGCUAAGCAGUAUGUACAAGCAAUUAAUCCAGUCUAUCUUAUUUUGGUUUUCAAUGGUUGGACAGUACUAAUGGUUUCACUCAAUUUAGAUCAAAGUUAAUGAAAGCUAUUAUUAUGUCUUAAUUAAAA
Ipomoea triloba (trilobed morning glory) is the source of this 3219-nucleotide messenger RNA. Its product is annotated as receptor-like protein kinase HSL1. The coding region runs from base 98 to 3076 and encodes 992 amino acids. Gene Ontology annotation, biological process: protein phosphorylation. The record is from RefSeq and is a predicted model, not a curated record. NCBI's taxonomy places the organism in Eukaryota, Viridiplantae, Streptophyta, Magnoliopsida, Solanales, Convolvulaceae. Gene Ontology annotation, molecular function: protein kinase activity; ATP binding; receptor serine/threonine kinase binding. The transcript is spliced from 3 exons.